AUGUUGAGCUCGGAUGGCGUGGAUCAAGACAGGACCUCUGUCAAUGUAGUUGCUGCAACACAUCAGAGAAAAAAGCUGCUCAUCAUGAUCAAUAUUGACAAUUGUUUGUUCAAUCUUGAUGAAUCUCUCUAUAGAUUGUAUUGUGAAAAAUUCGGCCAAGACAAAAUUCCUUCUCCCGAUGCCAUGAUGGAACAUGCAUGUUCUUUCGGAUCACUGCCUAUCAUCCCGAGAGGAGAGCAAUACAAAUUAUGUGCCUUGUUGGUCGAAGAGAACUUUUUUGGUUUGGAUAAUUUACAGCUUCCCAAUGCGAAAGGAAUUUUACAAGAAAUUCAUCAAUACGAAGAAAAAUACAAUACCAUAGAUUUUCGAUUAUUUACAACUUUGAAUCCUCUCAGUUCAUCGAUUUAUUUCAAAUAUAUUGGCUCAGAAUAUCAUGGAGAACAGGUUGAGGGGAAGAAAGGUUAUUCAAAGCCUCCAACUCUUGCACAGGACGAUGUUUCUCGUUUAAUGACCUCUAAAAUGAAUUGGGUGCUCAAGUUGUUAGGUCAUAAGCGUAAUUGGAUGAAGAAGAUCAUGUUUUUGGAAGAGGAUCUUUCCCAUGACUCUUCUCCGAUUUUAAAUUUAGCUGAUAUUAUUGUACAGGCUUUUCCAUUAGUUUCCCCGCUGAAUCAUACUGAAAAACAUCAACAAAUAUUUAUUCUUCAAGGGCCAUGUAAUACAAAUUUUUUGAAAAAGUCAAAUGCUUGGAAGCAAUUGAUGACUACUAAUAAUGAAAAAAACUUACGAACAUUCCAUCGUAUGAAGGGAUGGAAAGAUUGGAAGAAGAGUUGGAAUUUAGAAUUUUCGCUUAAUGAUUUCUUAAAUAAGUUUCAAUCGACUCAAACUGCAGAUGCAGCGUUAAGCUCUUCAAAGAGCAGAGAUGGCCUCAACAUUGAGAUUCCUUAUUAUUUUCAUGGAUCAAAGGACUCUGUAGACACAGACAAGUUUUAUGUGUUUACUGAACAGCUGCCUCCAGAGAGCGAUUGUAAUUUAUUUAUCAGAUCUUCUGGUAAUGAGGAUAGAAAUUUAGUGGUCAUACGUAGAGACGAUUUUACCAAGUUGACAAGUGACAUGGAUACAGGAUACAUGGCUGACGUUUUUAAGGGCAUACCAGAUGAGGCCAAUAAUGCCCUGUUUACAACCUAUUUCUACCACAAACAAAAAUAUCCAUGUCCUAUUUCAGGAAGAGUAAGACGAUUAAUCCCCCUCAAAGUUUGCCAAACGAUGCUUAACUUACUUUCCAAAGUUAGAAGAUGUAAAGAAUGUAGAGCGACGGUCAUUAAGGCUCUGAACGUUCCUUCUUUUAAAUUGAAGAAAUUUACAUUGGAGUUGAUCGAUUUUACUAAAAUGACCAUUGACGAUAUUGGACUAGACGAUGUCAAAUACUGUGCUUUUAGAUUAGGCCAAACGUUGGCACUAGUAACGAAGGGCUGUGAGUUGUACACUAAAAAAGAUAUAGCCGAUUUCUAUCAUGACCUGCAACCAUUACUGUAUCGUGACGAAACGUUGAGCCAUGAACAAAAACUGGAUACGCUUCAAAGAUAUAAGAACUUAUUUUUGGAAGAAAUUGACUGUGCUGUGUCACAACGCUAUUCCCAUUUGAAUAUUUUAUUCUUGGAUAGAGAAAAGCUGAGAGAAAAAAACAUGAACUACUUUUAUUUGCAGUGCAACGGAUUUAUUAUUGAUUUGAAGGACAAGGUGAUGCGAUGCUUGUCGUAUGGAUUGGAUGACUACUCGGUCAGUACCACCCUUAAAAAAAAAGAAAAAGAACAGAACGAGCCAUCAUAUUGGACUUUUGACGAUAGCGUGUACGAUACGUACGAAUCAACAGACUGUAAAGAACCAAAAGACACCACAAUACCCAUUCAAAUUUUUAUUUCUAACAGAGAACAAGAUAAGGUAGAUCACCCUUACUUUGCUUCCUUACUGGACUCUAUUUAUGAGGAUGAAGAUGAAAGAAAUGGUGUGCCAGUGAGUGAGGCGAGAUUAUCAGAUCCAAAACAGCAAUUAUCAUUGAAGCUGUUACAGAUUUUAGACACGAUCAAGCAGCAAGACAAUAAGAAUAGCGAUAAGAAAAUCCAUGCAUUGUGCGAGCAAGUUCUUUUGCUCGAUUUCACAAAGUAUUUUUACGUAUUCAAAUUUGACGCUCAGCUUGAAAAGAUUGUUGACAUCUUGCACAUGAGGUCAAAGUUGACGAAUCUUCCUGUGGAUUUAUCUGUUGUGGAUCAUUACAGAAAGCUGAUUUUAGGUAUAGACUGA
Messenger RNA from Naegleria lovaniensis, 2298 nucleotides. RefSeq lists its product as uncharacterized. NCBI's taxonomy places the organism in Eukaryota, Heterolobosea, Eutetramitea, Acrasida, Naegleriidae. The record is from RefSeq and is a predicted model, not a curated record. The coding region runs from base 1 to 2298 and encodes 765 amino acids. The transcript has a single exon.